Molecule: messenger RNA, 1629 nt
Organism: Suillus paluster
Lineage: Eukaryota; Fungi; Basidiomycota; Agaricomycetes; Boletales; Suillaceae
Exons: 1
Coding region: 1-1629 (542 amino acids)
Source: RefSeq, a predicted model, not a curated record
AUGCACCACUGUUUUCGUCUGAGCGAGAUCCUUGAAGUGAUAUUCCAGUUUGUGUUCGAUUCCGUAGAAGUGGAACCUGACCGACACUACGUAUUGCCUGGACUCUUACCGUCUCCAUGCGCUCAAGAUCGACGUUCCGUCCUCCAUCUCGCACUCACCUGUCGUGCAUUUUACGACCCAGCACUUAAUGUCCUUUAUUCUCACUUGAGAGACAUUUAUCAUCUUAUUAAGUCCCUCCCUGACCAACUGGUGGAACUGAUUCUGUCACGCAGACCUUUCCCGGCGGAACAUUUCCGCUCAUUGGUCCUCUGCGCUGCACGUGUUCAGAUCCUCUGCGCUGCGCACAUCCAGCUCCUCUUCGAUCCCUGUUACAACGAUACUGCAUACACAUUUCUCCUUGCCAGCGUCCCCAAAGACGCACCGCUCUUUCCCAAGUUGCGCUCGCUUGCAUGGCACGACGAACGUCUCGCCUCCAUCCAAGUUCUCACCUUCCUCCUACCGACAGUCGAGACCCCUUCCAUCUCCAUCUCAGACAUUCGAUUUCGCAAGACCAUCAUCCCUGGCCUCCGUACCGCUGCGCCGCGCCUCAAGGCUCUUGAGUUCGAGGGCAUCACACCUUGGGAUUACCCCUCGGAAAUUGAGUCGCUCUUGCUAAGCUAUCCUGAGAUUCUCGCAGAACUUUCGUUCCUAUGCUGCGAUAUCUCAAGCAGCCUGCUUCGUGCCAUCGCCCUGUGGCCACGCCUCCGAUGGCUCUCUGUCCAGCUUGGUUUCAAAAGCAUCCCCACUGCACCUCUCCAUGUGUCACAGUCCUUUCAGGCACUCGCUCACCUGCAUAUCUCAUGCCAGGAUCUGAACAUUUUCAUCUCUUUCCUGUGCGCUUUCCGAAUGCUCGGGAUGGAUUCUGAUACGUUCGGAUGCCCCAACCUCAAUACAAUUCACAUCAACACAAACAGAUGCAGCCCAGCCAGCAGCUGGUCUGAGCUCCUCACCGUUCUCACCCGCACAAAACUAGAGCACAUCAUUAUUAGCGAAAGGUGUCACGAUCACGCGCAGCCCUGCCCCGCACCAUCAUCCUUUGACUUUUACCCCCUACUUGCGCACCCUACCGCCCUCGCAGACCUCAAGACUCUCGUCCUCUCCCCCGGCCACUCCUCGUCCAUCGCACUUACCGGUGCGGACAUCAUCACCCUCGCUCGCGCAUGGUCAUGCCUCAACAUCCUUGACUUAGGGUUGCGCAACACUCCCGUGUCAUUGUAUGCCUUAGGAAUCCUCGUGAGGCGCUGCCGCGAGCUACGUGAGGUCUCGCUCUGCGUCAACGUGGGCCUCGAUGCGCUCGGAGCAACGCCUCUGAACGACGACGACAAUCAAUUGGGUUCGCAACCCAACAUGCGCCUGAUCAAACUGGACGUCGGGGAGUCCCCUAUCGCGUGCGCGGGUCCCUUGCACCCUCUGACGGCACCGGACUUGAUGAGGUCCAUUCCACGGUUCUUGCACGCGAUGGCGCCGCGGCUUGAGGGCAUCUCGAGGACGGCAUGUAUCGUGUGGUUCCAAGGGAUAUAUGGGAGGAGAUGGGAGACGGUAUCGGACGCUUUGUUCGCAAUGGCGAAUGAAGUUGAGCAUGGUGACUGA